Molecule: messenger RNA, 1425 nt
Organism: Triticum dicoccoides
Lineage: Eukaryota; Viridiplantae; Streptophyta; Magnoliopsida; Poales; Poaceae
Product: E3 ubiquitin ligase PARAQUAT TOLERANCE 3-like
Exons: 3
Coding region: 1-1425 (474 amino acids)
Biological process (GO): protein ubiquitination; mRNA processing; ubiquitin-dependent protein catabolic process
Cellular component (GO): nucleus
Molecular function (GO): ubiquitin protein ligase activity; zinc ion binding
Source: RefSeq, a predicted model, not a curated record
AUGGCAGUGUACUACCGGUCCAUGUGCAGCCGGGACACGUUCCCCCUGCCAGUUGCCGCGCCAUCCAUCUCCGUCGGCGAGCUCAAGGGCCUUAUCAUGGAGACAGGCCGCUAUGGUCACGGCCGGACACGCGGCCGGAGUCCCAGGGAGAGCAUCACGAUCUCCAACGAACAGGGCGAGGAGUACGCGGACGACAGCGCGUUGGUCCUGCGCAACUCGACGGUGGUGGUGCGCCGCCGAGUGGCCGGGCCUCCGGCCGAUAGGAUCGUGCUGUGUCCGUCCGACAUACCCCCUCUAUGCCCUAGAUCGAGGCAAGACAGCGGUGGUUCGUCGUCGAAUUCGGCCUCGAGGUCCGCCGGAAACCAGGACGACCAGGCCAAAGCUACCAGCGCGGUGAUCGACAACGGCCGUGGAGCAGCGCACAAGGGGCGGGCGCCGCCGGCCGGGUACGUGUGCCACAGGUGCCGUAUCCCGGGCCACUUCAUCCAGCACUGCCCCACAAACGGCGACUCCAGAUUCGACUUCGGAAGGGCUCCGGUGCCUGCCCCUGGGCCGGCCGACGAGAGCAACGACGACGGCUUCCCGGCGGAUCUCCACUGCAGGAUUUGCAAGGAGGUGAUGGCCGACGCGGUGGUGGCGAGCAAGUGCUGCUUCAACAGCUUCUGCGACCGGUGCAUCCGAGCGCACAUCGUCGCCAACUGCAAGUGCGCGUGCGGGGCCAAGGCGAGCGCGGACGAUCUGAUCCCCAACCCGACGCUGCGCACCACCAUCUCCAACAUUCUCGCCGCCAGGGCCAGCAGCGCUUCGAGUGGAGCAGGGAAGCAGAGCAGCUCCGCCGCAAGCAACGAGGCACUCGGCCCCUUCGUCCACGUGCUCGGGCCCCGCGUCCAGGCGCCCAGCUUGGUCGCCGCCACCCCAAAUUGGUCGCCGCCGGCCUCCACCCACCUGGCUCGUCUCCGCCGCCACACGCCGUUCAUGCUUGGUCGCUUCCGCCCCACAUUGAUCACCGCCAGCCUGCACCCACCUGGCUCGUCGUCCCUACAGCAUGCAACAUGUGCCUGGUCACCGCUGCUCCAGAUUGGUUGCCGCCGGCCUGCGCCCACUUGGCUCGUCACCGCCGCCGCACGCAGCACGUGUCUGGUCCUCGCCGUGCCAAGCCUAGUCCUUGUUGCGCCCUGGUCCUCCUGCCACACGCAACACUCCAACAACACUCCAGGCAGAUCCCUUGAGUCUUUGACCGACUACAGAGCUCCCACGAAUAUCAAAGACCUUAUUCAAGGUGUGCAGGAAGAAUUUGAUGAGUAUGAUGCCGGGAAACUCAACAGAAUAUUUCUAACACUUCAGACUAUCAUGGUGGAAGUGAUGAACUAUGAAGGAGGAAAUUCAUAUAAAAUUCCCCAUUUGCGCAAGGAAAGAUUGGAAUAG